AUGGCAGUUUGGGACAAAAAGACUCUCUGGGCUUUCCUGUUUCUGCUGGCAGGUGCUGUGGGUCAAACUGUGAUCUAUCCUUUCACGUCUACCUGUGCUGUCAGAGGAUCGACUCUCACCCUCCCCUGCAGCUUCACACCACGGAAGUCCUUCAAUGAAGGUGGAAGAGAAGUUCCACUAAAGAUCGUCAGAGUCCGCUGGUGUCAGAAACAUGAACUCUGUCAGGGCGACACCCCGUCUGUGUAUGACAGUAAAUCAACAAACAACGACCCUCGUUAUCAAUACCUGGGAGACAUGAAGACAAACUGUACUUUACAGAUCAGAGAUGUUCAGCAGAGAAACAACAGAACCUUUCGCUUCAGGAUGGUGGCUGAUAAUGCUGCAGGACAUUUUGUUAACAGGACAGGAGUGAAUGUCAGAGUUGUUGGUGGGUCUAAAAUGAGAAUUAUCAGCUCCAGUGAGGAUAAAAAGUUCAGCAGAGGUGAGACCAUCACACUGCUCUGCACUUCAUUCUGCACUUUCCACCAACUGGAGGUCACCUGGUUCAGAGAUGGCCACGCCCUCUCAGAGACUGACCCCUCCCUCCACCUCAUCCCUCUGACUGCAGAGGAUUCUGGGAACUACACCUGUGCUCUGAGGACCAACCAGAGGACUGUCUCUGAGCCGUACAGCCUGCAGGUGGAGGCAGAGGAAGGAAAACUGGACAAACUGACAGCUGUCCGUCUGGCUCUGUUCACUGCUCUCACGCUGCUCUUCAUCACUGUGGCAUCCAUAAUAAUCAGAGGAUGUGUUUGCAGGUCAGCAGCAGGUCAGCAGCAGAGAGCUGAGAGACAUUUGGAGGUUCAGCCUCCAGACUCCACUGAGGAGCUGAGAACCAACGAAGAAGAACGAGGUCAGGAUGUCUGACAGCAGCGCCGCCUGUAACAAAUCUGCUUUGAAAAAUGAACCAUUUAACAGGUUUAUUACCCAUAAUGCUUCCUGUGGCUGUUCAGACUCCACAGUCAGACUCUGAGCUGUUUAAUGUCAGAUU
Messenger RNA from Archocentrus centrarchus (flier cichlid), 1030 nucleotides. RefSeq lists its product as uncharacterized. The transcript is spliced from 6 exons. The record is from RefSeq and is a predicted model, not a curated record. Bases 1 to 906 code for a protein of 301 amino acids. NCBI's taxonomy places the organism in Eukaryota, Metazoa, Chordata, Actinopteri, Cichliformes, Cichlidae.